Molecule: messenger RNA, 2558 nt
Organism: Hippopotamus amphibius kiboko
Lineage: Eukaryota; Metazoa; Chordata; Mammalia; Artiodactyla; Hippopotamidae
Gene: TBC1D22B
Product: TBC1 domain family member 22B
Exons: 13
Coding region: 161-1678 (505 amino acids)
Biological process (GO): activation of GTPase activity
Molecular function (GO): GTPase activator activity
Source: RefSeq, a predicted model, not a curated record
UGGGGGGGUGCCCACAUCCAAGAUGGCGCCCCCGGGAGCUGGGAGCGGGUGAGCAGCAGCGGGGAAGCGGCCUGGGCUGGCCCUGCGAUUGCGGGGUCCUGGGGGCAUCUCGUUGGGUACCCCCCUGGCCCGCCUACAAGGCCUUCCCCGGGCCGGAGCAAUGGCCGCCGAGAACAGCAAGCAGUUUUGGAAGAGGAGCGCCAAGCUACCGGGGAGCAUCCAGCCUGUGUAUGGAGCACAGCACCCUCCUCUGGACCCUCGGCUCACCAAAAACUUCAUUAAAGAACGGUCAAAAGUCAGCACGGUUCCUCUGAAGAAUAAGAAAGCCUCCAGUUUUCAUGAGUUUGCCCGGAACACCAGUGAUGCUUGGGACAUUGGCGAUGAUGAGGAAGAGGACUUUUCCUCCCCUUCUUUCCAAACUCUGAACUCAAAAGUUGCUUUGGCAACCGCUGCCCAAGUGCUAGAAAAUCAUAGCAAGCUGAGAGUGAAACCAGAACGGUCCCAGUCAACAACAUCCGAUGUUCCUGCCAGCUACAAGGUCAUAAAGUCCAGCAGUGACGCCCAGCUGUCCAGAAAUUCCAGUGAUGCAUGCCUGAGGAACCCACUCCACAAACAACAGUCACUCCCUCUCCGACCUGUCAUCCCCCUUGUUGCCCGGAUCUCGGACCAGAACGCGUCUGGGGCACCCCCGAUGACUGUCCGGGAGAAAACCCGCCUAGAAAAAUUCCGUCAGCUUCUCUCCAGCCACAACACUGACUUAGAUGAACUGAGGAAAUGUAGCUGGCCAGGGGUUCCCAGGGAGGUUCGGCCUGUAACCUGGAGACUCCUGUCGGGCUAUCUCCCAGCAAACACCGAGAGGAGGAAGUUGACCUUGCAGCGGAAGCGGGAGGAAUAUUUUGGCUUCAUUGAACAGUAUUAUGACUCUCGAAAUGAGGAGCAUCACCAGGAUACCUACAGACAGAUUCACAUCGACAUUCCAAGGACGAAUCCUCUCAUUCCGUUGUUCCAGCAGCCACUUGUACAGGAGAUCUUCGAAAGAAUUCUAUUUAUUUGGGCCAUCCGACACCCUGCCAGCGGGUAUGUCCAGGGAAUUAAUGACCUGGUCACUCCGUUCUUUGUCGUCUUCCUCUCAGAAUAUGUGGAAGAGGAUGUGGAGAACUUUGAUGUGACCAAUUUGUCUCAGGACAUGCUGCGAAGCAUAGAAGCCGACAGCUUUUGGUGCAUGAGCAAACUGCUGGAUGGGAUCCAGGAUAACUACACCUUUGCACAACCAGGGAUCCAGAAGAAGGUCAAGGCACUGGAAGAGCUUGUCAGUCGGAUCGAUGAGCAGGUACAUAAUCACUUCAGGAGGUAUGAGGUCGAAUACCUGCAGUUUGCCUUUCGUUGGAUGAACAACCUGCUUAUGCGGGAGCUUCCCCUUCGCUGCACCAUCCGCCUGUGGGACACAUACCAGUCUGAACCAGAAGGCUUCUCCCACUUUCAUCUCUACGUGUGUGCGGCUUUCUUGAUCAAGUGGAGGAAGGAGAUCUUGGAUGAGGAGGACUUUCAGGGUCUCCUCAUGCUGCUACAAAACCUACCUACGAUACACUGGGGCAACGAAGAGAUUGGGCUGCUCCUCGCCGAGGCGUAUAGACUCAAGUACAUGUUCGCUGAUGCCCCCAAUCACUACCGCCGAUAGGUGCUGUCUCCCCUCGGGGACCCAGACUGCCCCCAUCUCUGAUGGCAAUCUGAUCACUGUGGCCACUGUGCGAGCCGUGGACCCCGGCCAGGAACCACUCCUGCUGUAAAAAGCUCCCAUCCGCCGCCCAGGUCUUAACUUUUUGGCGUGCCUGUCCACCACUCCAUGUCUCUGGAUGGGUCCUGGACCACUAUCAGUAUUCCAUGACAUGUGGAUGGGCCCAGCUCUGGGAGAGGACAGAAAAGGAGGUACAGGGUUGUCUGCCCCUUUAAAAGAAACUGGACAAAAGAAGGGGAAGGCUCAGGGUUUCAGGUCACAUUGCCCUACAUGGACUGGUUGUCUCUUGCCUCCCAGCCCCAAAUGAUACUGUUGCUUUUUUGUGACAUAGUUUGAUUUGAUCACAGGUCAAAAACGCCUUAUGUUUUCAAAAGACUCCUGGCCCCUCCCCUCUGGCCCCAAUUCCUAGCCCUUCCCCUUCUGCCCAAGUCUGAGCCAGUGAGGGGCAGCAUUGUUCUCAGAUGGAGGAGGCACGGAUGCUUACACCUCUGGGAAGAGGCCUGCACCCAAGGGCUAGGAAUUUUACUUUUCCUUUUCUCACCAGAUGUCUGCAUGUGUGCCUGUGUCUGUGUGUAUAUGUAGGUAUACACACCCAUAAGCAUUUAGUUACACAUCUGAAUAUCCGUGUCCAGACUAGCCCCAUAGCAGCCAUCUGGGAAGGGCCCCAGUGACCACGUAUACAAGCAUCCCUUGAGAAGGAUCAGGGCAGGGGAGGGAGAAGGGGCUUUUUACCUCUCCAAACCCUUUUUCCAUGAUGACCCACUCCAAGAUAUUAUGUGUAAAUUGUGUUAUUAUGUAUAUGGGUAAAGAUGUAUAAAUAUGU